AUGACUGUCGACGUAGCCCCUUCGACCAUCAACGCACUCGACAGACUCGCCACCGAUGAGACGAAAACAAAAAAAUUACUCAAUCAGCUUCUUCACCACACUCUGAUUACAACAGACUUCGAACAACUCAAAUUUGCCGCCGCCGCAUCAAGGCAGUUGCAAACGCAGAACGUCAAUCCUUCAGCGGACGCAGACACACGCCUCAUUUCCUCGCCAUACAACCAAACAGCCCAUCUCCUAGAUCUAAACCAUCUAGACACCCAGAACAGAUUGCUGUCGUUGGCAUUGGCAUCCUUCAAACCCAUCCGCGACGACUAUGCCACAGCACCAUAUCUCGAUUCAUUCAACUGGCAAGAAGUCUUCGAUCUGGUGAAAGCGUACUCACAAGCAGAAGGCCAUGUUUGGACCGCACAAUCAUUCUACGUGGUUGAAUUCCGAUCGGUGCUUAAGCCGGGUGUUGACCAGGAUCGUCUGCAUGCUUUGGAUGCGUAUUCCCAUCAGGAAGCUACUACCAGUGGCGGGUUGUUGAAGUAUUGGUUCGGGACGAAGAAUGGGAAGAGGGAGAAUUUGGCUACUUGCGUUUGGCGCAGCCGGGAGGAUGCGAGGCUGGGUGGCCUCGGACCGUGGCAUGCGAAGGCGAGAGCGGCGGCAAGGGAGUUGUAUGAGCAGAUCAUUUUUACUACCAUGAGGCUGAAUAUCGAAGAUGGGGUGACGUCUUGGAAAAUCAGUGCUUGGCAGGCUAAGGGUCACGUACAGAAGCAUUCACGGUGA
Molecule: messenger RNA, 771 nt
Organism: Penicillium cinerascens
Lineage: Eukaryota; Fungi; Ascomycota; Eurotiomycetes; Eurotiales; Aspergillaceae
Exons: 2
Coding region: 1-771 (256 amino acids)
Source: RefSeq, a predicted model, not a curated record